AAAAAACAAAAGCCGCCGGUAUGUUCGACAGGAUAUAGCGGUUUCCCAAAACGAGCAAAAAAACCCGCCUCUGGUUUCUGUGACCUCCCAUUUCUCAUGAGCUCUAUAUAUAAUCUCUCUCACUCCCACUCCUAUCUCAUCAAAAAACCCAACAAUCCCCUCCUUGGAAAUUCCCUUGUCAAACCCAACCCAAGUAGCAGCAUCAGCAGUGGACAGAGAUGAGUUCGACGAGCAGAGCAUGGAUGGUCGCUGCAAGCGUGGGAGCAGUUGAAGCACUGAAAGAUCAGGGCUUUUGUAGAUGGAACUACGCUUUGAGAUCUCUACAUCAGCAAGCAAAGAAGAGCAUCGGAUCGUAUGCACAAGCCAAUAGCCUCUCUCCUUCUCUCGAUUCAUCUCUUGUAACAAAGACAAGAGAUGGAGUUGAGAAAACGAAGCAGUCAGAAGAGUCACUGAGGAAAGUAAUGUAUUUGAGCUGUUGGGGACCCAACUGAAACUAUAGAAGGAAAGCAAAACAGAGAAAAAUCAUGGGCGGGAAUCCCUCAAUGGGGAUCCUAAAGGUUGAAUUUUGUAUAGUAGUUGUAAUAUUGGCUGGUGAUUUAUACUAAUGCCUAUUUUGCAAA
This is a messenger RNA of Magnolia sinica, 620 nucleotides long. RefSeq lists its product as uncharacterized. The transcript has a single exon. Bases 219 to 491 code for a protein of 90 amino acids. The record is from RefSeq and is a predicted model, not a curated record. NCBI's taxonomy places the organism in Eukaryota, Viridiplantae, Streptophyta, Magnoliopsida, Magnoliales, Magnoliaceae.